AUGGAUCAGCUGAUCAAACAGCUGCAGCUGGCAGCCGCUGCUCAGGCGCAGGUGCGAAAUCCCAGUGCAAUGUCCGCUCAUCCUCAUUCGCAUCCGCAUCCUCGCCAACAUCCGCAUCCGCAUGCGGCAUCCGCCUUGCAACUUUAUGCGGCAGCAGCCGCCGCCAACCUGCGAGUGCCAGGAUGGUCGUCCUUCCUCAGCCUGCCCAUCGAAUCCCCGGGGGAUUCCCCAAGAUCCGCAACCGGAAGUGGAACCAGUUCGUCCUCCGUCUACAUGCUCCGCCAGAUGGCGCUGAUGCAGCGAGCCAAUGCAGCCGCCGCAGCAGCCGCAAUUCAGCAGCAAAGAGAUCGAAAUCGGGAUCUGGCUGAAGAUCAGAAUCAGCAAUUCAUUAAAUUGGAAUCACUGGACUGCCUCCACAACGUUCGAUCGGGUGGCUCUAGGGCCACCGAUCACGAUUCACGGGGCGAUGAAGAAGCCAAAUCCAAUCUGGAACCGGAUGAGGAUAUGGAAUCCUCAAAACGCAGACGCUGCCGGACCAACUUCAACUCCUGGCAGCUGGAGGAACUGGAGAGAGCCUUCCUGGGAAGCCAUUAUCCGGACAUAUUCAUGCGGGAGGCCCUGGCCAUGAGACUCGAUCUGAAGGAGGGUCGCAUUGCAGUUUGGUUCCAGAACCGUCGUGCCAAGUGGCGCAAAAAGGAUCACACCAAAAAGGGUCCUGGCAGACCGGCGCAUAAUGCCCAGCCGCAGAGCUGCAGUGGAGCACCCAUUCCGCCCUCCGAAUUACGGGCCAGAGAACGGACUCAACGCAGCAAGCGGAUGAAGAAGGCCAUCGAUCGGCAGGCGAGGAAACUGCGUUCCAAGGGAAUCGAAGUGGACUUCGCCCGGCUGAGGGCGGAUUACCUGGUGGCCCACAAGGACAGCUGGCAGGAGGAUCAGGAUUUGGAGGAUGUGGGAUGCUACGACGAUGACGAUCUGCCCAUCGACGUGGUGGGCGAGGGGCAGGAGGAUGGCACCGGCGACAGUCAGGACAACUCGUUCUGCUCCUCGAGAACUUACCAAAAGAGCAGCAGCAGCGAACUGGAUCCCGAUGAUUUGGGGGUGCCCAUCAAGCUGGAGGCGGCACCUCCACCAUCGACCACAUCGCAAAACAAAUCCCUCUACAGCUCCCCCUUCAGCAUCGAAUCCCUAUUGGGCUCAUAACGAAUAUCGAAUGGUAUAUGUGGAUAGCGGUAGGCUUACAAUUUCGGUGGCUAGCUAAGAACUAA
This is a messenger RNA of Drosophila rhopaloa, 1265 nucleotides long. RefSeq names its product homeobox protein unc-4 (gene OdsH). Gene Ontology annotation, molecular function: DNA-binding transcription factor activity, RNA polymerase II-specific; sequence-specific double-stranded DNA binding. The record is from RefSeq and is a predicted model, not a curated record. Gene Ontology annotation, biological process: regulation of DNA-templated transcription. Lineage: Eukaryota; Metazoa; Arthropoda; Insecta; Diptera; Drosophilidae. The transcript has 6 exons. Bases 1 to 1200 code for a protein of 399 amino acids.